Messenger RNA from Colias croceus (clouded yellow), 3742 nucleotides. RefSeq names its product protein singed (gene singed). Lineage: Eukaryota; Metazoa; Arthropoda; Insecta; Lepidoptera; Pieridae. The record is from RefSeq and is a predicted model, not a curated record. Gene Ontology annotation, molecular function: protein-macromolecule adaptor activity; actin filament binding. Gene Ontology annotation, cellular component: actin cytoskeleton; cytoplasm. Gene Ontology annotation, biological process: cell migration; establishment or maintenance of cell polarity; actin filament bundle assembly. The transcript has 11 exons. Bases 257 to 1801 code for a protein of 514 amino acids.
GUUCAAUUCAGUCAGUCCGCCGCGAGCUGUUGUGGGGGUACGUUGUUGCUCAGAACGCAUUUGCGCAACGCCCGUUUUAUUUAAAUAGAACUGUAACAAAUUUUAUGAACAAUACAUCUAUACAUCUAAUAAUUUUAACAUAAACUGUGUAAUAAAUAUACGUUAGUGUAAGACUUAUUUUAAUAGAAGUGAAGUGUUAUUUCGCGAUCGACGCGAUCAUUUCUUUGGUGAAGUCGCUGAAGUGUAAAGAGUAACCAUGAACGGUCUGAACGGUCACGCCAACGGCGAGGUGAACGGCGCCGGGGACAUCAUCACGCAGAACCAGCAGCGCGGCUGGUGGACAAUCGGGCUGAUCAACUCGCGGUACCGGUACCUCACCGCGGAGACCUUCGGCUUCAAGAUCAAUGCGAAUGGAACUAGCUUGAAGAAGAAGCAGAUCUGGACUUUGGAACCAGCCACUGGGAAUGCUAAUGAUAGUAUGAUCUACCUCCGCUCCCACCUGGACAAAUACCUGGCCGUGGAUUCAUUCGGAAACGUGACCUGCGAGUCGGAGGAGAAGGAGGCUGGCAGCAAGUUCCAGAUCAGCGUAUCGGACGAUAGCUCCGGGCGCUGGGCGCUCCGCAACGUGGAGCGGGGCUACUUCCUCGGCUCCAGCCAGGACAAGCUCACCUGCACCGCCAAGGUGCCGGGCGACGCGGAGCUCUGGCACGUGCACUUGGCUGCCAGGCCACAGGUGAACCUCCGUUCCAUCGGGCGCAAGCGUUUCGCGCACCUGUCGGAGAGUUUGGACGAGAUCCACGUGGACGCAAACGUGCCGUGGGGCGAGGACACGCUGUUCACGCUCGAGUUCCGCGCGGACGAGGGUGGCAAGUACGCGCUGCACACUUGCAACAAUAAGUACUUGAGCGCUGCUGGCAAGCUGCUGGACACGUGCACCGCGGAGUGCCUGUUCAGCGCGGAGUACCACGCGGGAGCCCUAGCGCUGCGCGACGCGGCCGGCGCCUACCUCGCGCCCAUCGGCUCCAAGGCGGUGCUCAAGACGCGCUCCACAGCCGUCACCAGGGAUGAGCUGUUCUCGCUGGAGGAUAGUCUGCCGCAAGCCGCGUUCGUGGCCGCGUUGAAUGAUAAAUACGUGUCGGUUAAGCAGGGUGUAGACGUGACAGCGAACCAGGACGAGAUAUCAUCUCACGAGACGUUCCAGCUGGAGUUCGACUGGGCCACGCGGCGUUGGUACAUUCGUACUAUGCAGGACAGAUACUGGACCCUGGAGACAGGUGGUGGGAUACAGGCGUCCGGGGAUAAUAAAUCCUCGAACGCGCUCUUUGAGCUAGAAUGGCAAGGCGGUGGAUCGGUAUCGUUCCGCGCGAACAACGGCAAGUACGUGCUGACCAAGCGCUCGGGGCAUCUGUACGCGAGCGCUGAUACACCGGACGAUAACUGCAAAUAUUACUUCUAUCUCAUUAACCGACCGAUCCUGGUGCUGAAGUGCGAGCAAGGGUUCGUGGGGCCGAAGGGCGUGCGGCUCGAGUGCAACAAGGCGCACUACGAGACCAUACAGGUGGUGCGGGGCCCACGGGGAGCUGUGUACUUUAAAGGUUCGAACGGCAAGUACUGGCACGCGGAUAGCGAAGGCGUCACCUGCGAUGCUGACAGUCCACAGGGCUUCCACCUGGAGCUCCGCGAGCCCACCCGGCUGGCGAUCCGUUCCGCAGAGGAGGGACGUUACCUCGCCGCAGCAAAGAACGGGAACUUCCGUCUCGCCGAUACUGCGCUCAGCAGCGCCACGCAUUGGGAGUACUAGACGUGCAGACAUACAGGGAGGGAGUGUAGUGUACAGUACAUACACAUACUGUACACGCGGAUAUGUAGUGUAGUGUAAUACAGUACAUACACAUACAGUACAGUACACACGGAUAUGUAGUGUAGUGUAAUACAGUACAUACACAUACAGUACCUACACUUACAAUGCAGUGUACACAUAUAGACUCGGUGUAGUGCAAUACAUACACAUAUGCAUUGCAUUACAAGAUAACACACUAUGGUACACUAGACAUCAACAAACAACUGCGCUGCUGUACCCUACAACAUUAUACUGUAACACACAGCAGAGUACUAAACAUCAACAAUCUACAUUACACUGUACACUGACUUACAAUAGAUUAUACUACAACGUACACUAUAACACGUUGCAGUGCAAUGUGAAACAAUAAACUCCAACACACUAUAAUUACAGUACAUUAAAAAAUACAUUACACCACACAAAACAUUUGAAAUACUGUAAUGCACUACACUGCAAUGCAUAUAUGUCAUACAAAAUACAUUCAAGGAAAUAAGACUCUACGGUACACUACACUACACUACAGUACACUACAGUACACCUAUACACUGGGGAUAGCGGGACGUGCGAUAGGAAAUAGUGAAUAUACGCUCGCUAUGGAAAUGUCGCGUAAUUUACAAGCUGUAAUACAAUUUGUUUGUAAAGAAAUUGUCAACUGAACUUGUAAUAAAAUUAAGUCAAUACAAACACUCGAUUGAAAAUGUAUUCAUAGUUGGUAAAGUAAUUUCCUCUAUUUCCAGUGUAACUAACAAAUUUUAAAAUUAUCUGUAAAACUGUACCCCUAUGUUUUAUAAUAUUCAUGUAAUAAAUGUAACGUUACGUCGGUUACUGCCAAUAAUUGUAAAAACGAGAGAAUGUCCUCUUGACAUGUUACAUAUAAGACGUACUGCAAAACGAGAGGCUGGAAUCAAUCGCGUUGGAUGUCAAACGGAUCCGCAACUAACACAAUACUCUUCCAUAGCUAUUUAUAAUCUAAAUUAUUUAAUUUUAUAUUUAAAUUAGGCGAGGAACUUAAUUUUAUUGUUUACGAUGAUUUUAUCGGGCGCGCGUUGACAGAUAACGCAUUUCUUGCAAACGCCAUUUCGCGUCUCACGACGACAAGAUGGCGGCCGAACGACCCCAACGGCUGAUUUUGAGAAGAAUCCGCCGCCUCUGGUAUCUUAUAAAAUAAUAAAAAAACAGGAAUGUCGGCAAUACUUGGCGCAUUGUCGUGUCACAUUUCAAUAAAAAAAAAUGUUAACUGAACGCGCGCCGACACGCAUUUAGUAUGGUUAAGGUGUUUAUCGCAGAGUUGCGAAUGUGAUCGUAUGGAAAUAUCGCUUAUAAUCAUAGAAUAUAUUUAUCGCUAGAUCUGCCGUCACGAUCGCUUACGAAUUAUUGUUUUAUGUUCUGUGACGUGUCUUCGAAUCGCUUGCAUAAUUUAUUUUUUGUGGAUUUAUCGGGAUCGUGUAUUCGCAAGUAUUUAUUGGAUGUCGUAGCGUCUAGUCGAUGUCGGGAUGUGGAGGGUCAGCGAGCUGAGGGCCGACUGAACUCGAUCGCUGCACUUCACUUAAGUUACACUUAAGAGUUAAGUUCUCUUCUCAAGCAGACGCGUGUCUCGUAUCGCUCUUUGCACCGCCGAGUCCGGCUCGUAACUAAGCUAGUUAAGUUAAUGUAAGUAACAUCGGUAUAGGAUUAAGCUAAGCCGCUCCCGUGUGGAUGUCCAUUCCAAAAAUUUACAUUUUUUAUCGAUUUUUUACGACUUUUACACGUUUUUAACUGGUGCGUGACGAGUUAUUCCGUAAGUGUUUGGGAGGUUCGAUUGAGUGUAAUAUUGCAAUGUGAAAUACGCUGAUCCUACAUUUUGAAUAUUUGUACGAUAAUGUCUUUGUAAACUAUUAAUGAAUAAAUUAUAAUCAUAUUGUA